Molecule: messenger RNA, 3797 nt
Organism: Procambarus clarkii (red swamp crayfish)
Lineage: Eukaryota; Metazoa; Arthropoda; Malacostraca; Decapoda; Cambaridae
Product: transcription factor sma-9
Source: RefSeq, a predicted model, not a curated record
GUGUGUCGUCGCGGCCAAGAUGAAGCUUGUGAUGUUGCUGUGUGUGGCGGUGGCGGUGACGGAGGCGCGGCCGCAGGUGUCGCCGCAGGCAUCCCAUGCGGCAGAUGCGGCCAGCGUCCUAGCGGCACACGACGCCUUCCAUCAGCUGUGGCUCGCUGAGGCCAGAAGGAACUCUAUUCCACCCACGGCGCCUUAUCUACAGCUGACGCAGCCGUCGGCGCAGACCUCUCAACUGGUGCAGCUGCCUCUAGAGGGACAGGCGGCUCAAGAACAGGCCCAGGAGGGACAGGUGGCGCAAGAACAGGCCCAGAAGGGACAGGCGGCUCAAGAACAGGCCCAGGAGGGACAGGUGGCGCAAGAACAGGCCCAGGAGGGACAGGCGGCUCAAGAACAGGCCCAAGAAGAACAGUUGGCGCAAGAACAGGCCCAGGUGGCGCAAGAACAGGCACAGGAGGGACAGGCGGCUCAAGAACAGGCCCAAGAAGAACAGUUGGCACAAGAACAGGCCCAAGAAGGACAGCAGGUGGCGCAAGAACAGGCCCAAGAAGGACAGCAGGUGCCGCAAGAACAGGCCCAAGAAGGACAGCAGGUGGCGCAAGAACAGGCGCAGGAGGAACAGUUGGCACAAGAACAGGCCCAAGGACAGGUGGCACAAGAACAGGCGCAGGAGGGACAGGUGGCACAGGAGGGACAGGUGGCGCAGGAGCCCCAGGUGGAUCAAGCAGCAGAGCAAGCUGUGGUGGUGCUGACAGUUGAGACUCCGGCAGUAAGUACCACAGCAGCGCCUGAUAUAGCCGCAGCAUUUAACAACUUCUUCGAUCUGUGGGAAGCUCAGGCAGCCAGGAAUGCAAUUGCACCUGGGACAGUAAUCCAAUCAAAUUCCGUGCAGCAGGCAGCGCCAGCACAGCAAGCAGCACCGACACAAGCAACAUCGACACAGCAGCAACAACAGGAGACGUUCGUGGAAACGCAGGCAGCGCCCACUGCCGGCGGCGUUCCCGACUUCCAGACAGAGUUCGCACCGUUCCACAACUUAUGGGAGCAGGAGGCUGCGAGGAGCCACAUCGCUUCGUCAGGGGCAGACCGUCGCCACCCAGCUCUAAGCUUACUGCCUCAGAUGGAGGUGAGUGUUGUGAGAGACGGGCCCUCGGCGAGCCAAGCCGUGGUGGGCUUCCCUUCCGUGAGGUUUGGGACAGCUAGCUGGAGUCCGGCAGCCUUGCAGUCGUCAAGCUUCGGUUCAACCGGAUUUGGUUCAACAAACUUCGGCUCAUCAGGUUUUGGUCCAAGCCUGGGAUCGACCGGCUUUAGUUCGUCAGGCUUUGCCUCGCCAGGUUUUGGCUCGCCAAGCUUAGGAUCGGCAGCCUUUGGUUCGUCAAGCUUCGGUUCGCCAAGCUUGGGUUCAACAGGCUUCGGUUCGUCGAGUUUUGGAUCUACCAGCGGUCUGCCGUACCUCGUAGUCAUCCCUAACAACCCGGCGGUUGGCGGCCUUCGACACCCAUACUAACUAGUACCCGUUGUUCACCUCCCUGUGUCCCGCCCCUCAUCAUCCUGGCGCUAUGAGUGCUGCUUGCUACGGUAGCUGUGAGUGCUGCUUGCUACGGUAGCUGUGAGUGCUGCUUGCUACGGUAGCUGUGAGUGCUGCUUGCUACGGUAGCUGUGAGUGCUGCUUGCUACGGUAGCUGUGAGUGCUGCUUGCUACGGUAGCUGUGAGUGCUGCUUGCUACGGUAGCUGUGAGUGCUGCUUACUACGGUAGCUUUGAGCGCUGCUUGCUACGGUAGCUGCGAGUGCUGCUUGCUACGGUAGCUGUGAGCGCUGCUUGCUACGGUAGCUGUGAGCGCUGCUUGCUACGGUAGCUGUGAGCGCUGCUUGCUACGGUAGCUGUGAGCGCUGCUUGCUACGGUAGCUGUGAGCGCUGCUUGCUACGGUAGCUGUGAGUGCUGCGAGUGCUGCUUGCUACGGUAGCUGUGAGUGCUGCUUGCUACGGUAGCUGUGAGCGCUGCUUGCUACGGUAGCUGUGAGUGCUGCUUGCUACGGUAGCUGCGAGUGCUGCUUGCUACGGUAGCUGCGAGUGCUGCUUGCUACGGUAGCUGAUAGUGAUGCUUGCUACGGUAGCUGCGAGUGCUGCUUGCUACGGUAGCUGUGAGUGCUGCUUGCUACGGUAGCUGUGAGUGCUGCUUGCUACGGUAGCUGUGAGUGCUGCUUGCUACGGUAGCUGCGAGUGCUGCUUGCUACGGUAGCUGCGAGUGCUGCUUGCUACGGUAGCUGUGAGUGCUGCUUGCUACGGUAGCUGAUAGUGAUGCUUGCUACGGUAGCUGAUAGUGAUGCUUGCUACGGUAGCUGUGAGUGCUGCUUGCUACGGUAGCUGCGAGUGCUGCUUGCUACGGUAGCUGUGAGUGCUGCUUGCUACGGUAGCUGAUAGUGAUGCUUACUACGGUAGCUGUGAGCUCUGCUUGCUACGGUAGCUGUGAGCUCUGCUUGCUACGGUAGCUGAUAGUGAUGCUUGCUACGGUAGCUGCGAGUGCUGCUUGCUACGGUAGCUGUGAGUGCUGCUUUCUACUGUAGCUGCUUGCUACGGUAGCUGUGAGCUCUGCCUACUACGGUAGUUGUGAGCUCUGCUUGCUACGGUAGCUGCGAGUGCUGCUUGCUACGGUAGCUGUGAGUGCUGCUUGCUAUGGUAGCUGCUCGUGAUGCUUGCUACGGUAGCUGAGAGCGCUGCUUUCUACUGUAGCUGCUAAUAAUGCUUUCUACGGUAGCUGUGAGCGCUGCUUUUCACAGAAGCUGUGAGCGCUGCUUUCUACGGUAGCAGUGAGUGCUGCUUUGUACGAUAGCUGUGAGUGGUGCCUUGUAUGAUAGCUGAGUGGUGCUUGCUACGAUAGCUGUGAGUAGUGCUUUGUACGAUAGCUGUGAGCGAUGUUUUGUACGGUAGCUUGAUUUACCUGAGGGUCACUAACCCUAGUGGCCUCGACGAGGACAGGAAGCCGGCAGCUUGUCAAAGGUCAAAGUACUUGAGUGGAGCCUAGUACGGUAGCUUGAAUGGUGGUCUAUACGAUAGCUAGAGUGGUGCUCUGUACAGUAGUGUGAUAGUGCUGUUAUAUACCUGGUUCCGUGAACGAUAUCCAUUGGAGUACUUGUGUUGAAAUUUAACUAAGUCAUAUUGCGCCAAACAAUUAUAUAUGAUAGGAAUGAAAUCAGACAUUCAAAUGUCUGAAAGGACGGAUAUUAAGCAUAUGAUUUCAAAUUUAAUAUAUAUUUAUAUAUGUAUGCGGGGAGAAACGGCUACCAAUGCGGAAUAUUGAUUUCGAGAAUGAGGAGUUUUCGAUACCUGUAGCUAGUGAUUGUGAGUGAUACUUCUCCCUGUAGCUAGUGAUUGUGAGUGAUACUUCUCCCUGUAGCUAGUGAUUGUGAGUGAUAUCUCUCACAAUCCCGAGUGCCCAAUGAGUGAAUUGCGAACAGGAAUCUGAUCUUGCACUUCAACGUUAUAUUACUGCAUAAAGUUCUAUAUAAAGUUCAUUCAUUAGACCCUCCUCUCAGAUCUGGUGGUAUGAGGCACUUAGAACUUUGCAGUUUUUUGAUCUGUGGCCGCGUAUUUUAAUAAUAAUAAUAAUAAUAAUUUUUAUUUAGGUAAGGUACAUACAUACAAUAAAUUUUUACAAAGAUUGGUUGACUUAUAGGUAGAGCUAGUACAUACAAUGCCUAAACUUUAUAUACAAUGCCUACAGUACAUACAAUGCCUUAUAAUCUUUAUAAGGGUAAAGAGAUUUCGCGUUCUGUUUAGCAACCCAUCCUGCGAGAUGGG